This is a messenger RNA of Tripterygium wilfordii, 1864 nucleotides long. RefSeq lists its product as uncharacterized. The record is from RefSeq and is a predicted model, not a curated record. Gene Ontology annotation, biological process: defense response. Bases 585 to 1691 code for a protein of 368 amino acids. Lineage: Eukaryota; Viridiplantae; Streptophyta; Magnoliopsida; Celastrales; Celastraceae. The transcript has 2 exons.
UUUCUUAAUCUUUAUAUUCAACUUCUUAGGUUUUUGUUAAGUGCUGAUGAAAAAGCAUAGAGUAAAAGCGUUUUGGUCCUUUUGGAUAUGGUGGUUGAGUAAGUUGAGAUAUUUGGGGUUUAUUUUCCAGCCUACCUAUAUCCAACUGUGGUGGGUUUAAAAAGAAAAGUUCCAAGCUUAUCGCAGCCUACCUAUAAUUUAUUCUUCUGAAAGUCUUCCAAUGGUGUAAGCCCAUGUUGUCCCAUCUGAAUCUGUUGGAGGGGAGUCAAAGACGCUAAAGAUAAUCACCAUUCAGUCAUUACAUGCCCCAAAUUUGCCACUCCUAAUAAUACAAAGUUACAAAUAUAGACUGCACGCAUCUGCUUGCAUUUCGCUCCAUAAGCCUCACCUCCUAAUAAUCAUUUCCCUCUUCUUUCCCUCCAUUCCUAUGUAAUUGCAUCCCACAAAGGGUUUCACAAAGGCAGCUUCAAACCCUUUGUGGGCAACGGCCGCACGGGUGGGGAGCAACCAGCACGUUGGUCUUCCCACAACUCCCCUCCACCACCACAUUAUUGAUAAUAUCCUGCCUUAAUUAGUCAAUUACCAUGUCUCAUCGUCCAUUCCAACUCUUAGAAAUUAACCUCAUCUCUGCCCAGGACCUGGCACCGGUUUCCAAGUCCAUGCGAACGUAUGCAGUGGUGUGGGUGCAUCCGGAGCGGAAGCUCACAACCAGGGUCGACCAGAGCGGCUACUUCAAUCCCACAUGGAAUGAAAAGUUUGUGUUCAGAGUCGACAAUGUCUUCCUUGAUGACAAGGAAUCCUCUAUCAUGGUUGAGAUCUAUGCUGUGGCAUGGCUCCGUGAUGUUCUGAUUGGCUCCGUCCGCGUCCUUAUUAGUAACCUCUUUGAUUCUGACCUUGGUUCCAACAUGCGUUUUACUGCCCUCCAGGUUAGACGUCCCUCUGGGAGACCCCAAGGGAUCAUCAACAUGGGUGUUGCCCUCCUCAACAGCACCAUGCGUAGCAUGCCUUUAUUCAACGAGCUAAGCUCCUCUGCUGUGGGAUUCAAUGACUCGAUGGAUGCGAAAACUCACAAUGUCAACGAUCAGGACAAUCACAAGCAGGUUAUUAGUCUACGCCGUGUACAAAGCGAUGUCACAGAUCGCACAACGGAUGAACAUCCAAAAAAACGUGGUAAUGGUGGCUCAAUCUGUUAUGGAGGAAAUGGUUCCAUUUGCAACAGUUCUGCUAUGAGCAUAUCAGAGAUUAUUACCAUCCGCAAGCAGAAAGAAAAAGAUGGAAGCAUGGUCAACGGCUCACUUUGUAACUCUGACGUGGGGCCGUCAGCUUCAGUGGUGGCUGCAGCAAUAGCGAAAGGGUUGUACAGGACUCCUCAGUCGCAGCAUGGCAAGGAGAACACAAUAUUGAAGAAUUGGACAGAGCAAGAGAGUGAAGAGGGUCUUAAAAUGAAGCUGGAGCGGUGGAGGACAGAGCUGCCUCCUGUAUACGACCACGACACUCAGAGGAUGUUGUCAAAGAGCAGGCAGAGGCGAGAGCGGAGAUCAGAUUCAGGGUUGUUUUCGUGUUUUGGUAACGUUUUUGGGUGUGAAAUAUCGAUCACUUGUGGAGGGAAUAGUAAGAGGAGGGUCAAUGAGGAUGGCAAAGUUUGUCACCUUAGUUCUGUGGAUGAAAAUUACAGUCAAUCCUUCAUUUGAGGAUGAAAAAUUUCUUGUUUAGAUUUUUUUUAGGUUAAUUUCCUUGAAAGAUUGUAUCAUGAAAAAUGAUUGAUAUUACAAUUUGUUUUUGGUUGCCAUGAAUGUGUAAUUUUGAGCAUAUACAUGGCCAAGCAGGUUGGGUAUAUAUAAUUCUCUUUUUAUUUGCUUUUGCU